GGUUAGGAAAACUGUCAAAAUAAAACAGUUUUUGGUUGUGUCUUUUGUUUUGUUGAUGCUCUUUCUUUUAAAAUGUCUGUUCCAAAUUUAACAAAUAAUUUGAUGCAACAACAGAAUAUGGUGAUCAACCAAGUACCUCUCACUCACGCAAUUAUGACCAAUGUAAAUUCUAAUAGUAUUCCAGCAGUUGUAAAUUCUGUUGGUCAAAUGAACUCAAAUGAUCAUAGUGGAGAAAUCAGGGGAGGAAUAAAUAUGGUUGAAACCAUGGGAGGCAAUAAUGUAUUGAGAGCACCCAAUUUGGCAGCAUCUCAAAGUGUCCCAGUACAAAAUACCAAUAUGGUGUCAAAACAAGCUGCACAGAAUUCUUCAUCUAGUGAGCCCCUUCAAGUACUAACAAAACAACGCCUGCAGGAUCUAGUUCGAGAAACAGAUCAAACUUUGAACUUGGAAGAAGAGGUGGAAGAAAUCAUCUUGAGUUAUGUUGAUGAAUUUGUUGAUCGUUGUUUGAAUGGAGCUGCACUCAUUGCAAAAAAUCGGCAUACUAAUACAAUUGAUGUGAAGGAUGUCCAGCAAUUCCUAAACCGCAAUUACAACAUGUGGACACCUGGUUUUGGUACUGAUGAACUGAGGCCUUACAAAAGGAGUUCUACUACUGAGGCUCAUAAGCAGAGGAUUGCUCUGAUCAGAAGGACCCUUAAAAAGUUUUAAUGCACUAAUAGGUAGAAUUGUGUUCUAUAAUAAUCAAGAUGAUAUUUGUCUCCAUAUUUGUGGAUAUUCCCUUUUGAAAUAGAUUGGAUAAAAUGGAAGAACUGGUAGGUAGAUAAUUCAUGACAUGAACUAGGAAAAAUUAUCUUGAAAUAAAGUGAAUAUCUUUGUUUUAGAAUUAUAUUUUUUGUGGUGUCUAUUAUUCUUAUUAAAAAUCAUAUGGCCAUUAAUGCUGAAGAAUGAAGAUAUGUGUAUCACUAUAUCAAUUUUAUAAACUGUAUAGGCUGGGGACCAGUCAGCAAACUAUACUUUUUCUCUAGACUGCUGACCAUCCAGUGGAAUACAUUCUUUCUGUAUAAAAUCGGUUGGCAACCCGAAAUGAAAGUAUAGUAUGCCAACUGUCUUUUCUUUUCUGCUAAACAGUUAACCAUUAAGUGGAAUACAUUAAUUUCUGUAUACCAAAAAGGUUGAAGAUGAUUAGUAGCUUAGUGGUUAGACAUUGGUUUGUCAAUUCUGUGGUCCCCUGUUCAAAUUCCCAUAUGGAAUAGUUUUUUUUUAUCAGAUUUUUACUUCACCAAGGGGUUAGUUUGUUUGGGUUGAGUAUACAUCACUUUUCUUUUUAUAUACCUAUUAUUGUUUUCUAAUCUAGUUCUUCAUCCUCUAUUGUUAGUUGAUAAGAUGUUUUUGAUCAGAUUUUUGUUCCAACAAUAGGUUAGUGUGUUUGCAUAAGUAUAUCUCAUUUUUUUCAAGUUUUUUAUUCAAAUGAUGUUUCUUCUUUCCUCAAAUUUAUAAUUUCUGUCUACUGGUCGGCAUCCUUAACAAAGAGUAUAGUCUGUGGAACGUAGUAUGGAUUGCCGACAGAUGGUCAUUGGUCGACAGUCUGUACCUGUACUAAGAUGGCUACAAGGACCUUGUAGCCAUCUUAGUCUGUACACUUCCUUUUAUAAAGCCAUAUAAAACCAAUCACAACCAAUGAACUCAUCAUCAAUCAUUGUCGUUCUAGACACAGUAUAUCAAUCCUACAGGAGAAACGAUGAUAUAGAUACUGCGUGUUCUAGAUGACAACCUAGUUGGGUCACAGUAGGUAAGCUCUCUACUGUGGUUGGGUAGUUAUAGUAUCUAAGGUUAUAGUAGGCAAAGGCAAGAGCUAUAAUACCUCCUCACGUACUAGUUCGCCACACAUUGAGUUCAAUAUAAAACCCACCUCAGCAGCUUUAUACAAGAGCAUAAACAAACUACUAGUCAAACUACACUCAUCUCAUCGCACAAAGCGUACGCCACCUAUCGGAGUUCUUGAAAGCUGUCAAAGCGGCCUGUUCAGAGACUUUUUUGUUUGUGCUUUUUGGUCAUUGCCUCAAAAUUGACAAACCGCUCAUAAGUGUUCCAGUUGUUGCCGUCAGAUGGGGCGACGUGAUAUUUUCUAUCGCGAAUACCCUCCUAAUCUCUAUCUGUCUCUAUGGUGAGCUCAUUGUCUGCUAAAUAUGGAGAAAAAAAUCUAGGAGCUGGGACUGGUGAGCCAUCUUUCUCAAAGAUUCAUUUAAGUUUCAACAUUAAUCAAGAGAUGGCGAGGUGUGUAACCUUGUGGCCUUGUGGACGUUGUGCAGAGGUUGAUGAUUAUAUUUGCAUUCACUCUCGCUAUAUUGUUGGAUUUGUGGGUUUUUUGUAAUAGUUGUAUUUGAUAAUAUUUAUGGAAUUGAAAUAAUUAUUUCAAUAUCAUAGAGUGGCCGAAAUGCUACUUUGGUGAUCGAGAACUAAUUUUUUUUUAACGAAUC
Molecule: messenger RNA, 2477 nt
Organism: Phaedon cochleariae (mustard beetle)
Lineage: Eukaryota; Metazoa; Arthropoda; Insecta; Coleoptera; Chrysomelidae
Source: the annotation of a GenBank genome assembly